Messenger RNA from Coturnix japonica (Japanese quail), 2177 nucleotides. RefSeq names its product ST3 beta-galactoside alpha-2,3-sialyltransferase 4 (gene ST3GAL4). Gene Ontology annotation, biological process: glycolipid biosynthetic process. Gene Ontology annotation, molecular function: beta-galactoside (CMP) alpha-2,3-sialyltransferase activity; beta-D-galactosyl-(1->3)-N-acetyl-beta-D-galactosaminide alpha-2,3- sialyltransferase activity. The record is from RefSeq and is a predicted model, not a curated record. Lineage: Eukaryota; Metazoa; Chordata; Aves; Galliformes; Phasianidae.
CUCUCCCUCCGCCCCAUCGCUGUGUGCGCAGGCGUGCCCGCCCCGCUGCCUGCCCCCCCCCGCCCCGCUCACCCGCUGCCCGGCCCUUCUCGCUCCGAGCCCGCACCCCCGGCCGCCCCAUGAAAGCGACUCGAUUCGCCAUGAGGAGGGACGGUGCCUUCCAGGAGCAGCCCGCCCUGAUCGAGCCGGGGAGGAACGAGCGGUCGAUGAAUUAAAGAUGGGUGGAAAAUGAGCAAAGGGAAACGCAGCCAUCAGCGGGACGGCAGAGGAAGAGAGGAUGGUCCCGUAGCCCCGCAGCCCCUGGAGCUGCUGCCCCCUCUGCUCGCACCACGUGGAAGGACCGUGAGCGGCAGCGGCUGCGAUGAGAGCCCCGGCCCUCGGCUGAUGCCUGCCCUGCUGAUAAAGAUGAUCAAUAAGUCCCGAGGGAAGAUCCUGGGAGUGCUGGCGCUGUUUCUGGUGAUGGUGUGGUACUCGAUAUACCGGGAAGACAGCUUUUAUUUCCCUGUGCAAGAAAACAAGACUGUGUGUCCCAUUGGGGAGGUGGAGAGGAAGGCAGCACAGCUCAUCGGGAACUACACAAGGGACCGCCCGCUCUUCCUGCAGCUGAAGGAUUUCUUCUGGGUGAGGACGCCGUCGCUCUACGAGCUGCCCUAUGGCACCAAAGGCAGCGAGGAUGUCCUCCUGCGCCUGCUGUCAAUCACCAGUUACUCACUGCCCGAGAGCAUCCAGAGCCUGAAGUGCCGGCGGUGUGUGGUGGUGGGCAACGGGCACCGGCUCCGCAACAGCUCCAUGGGGGACACCAUCAACACCUACGAUGUGGUGAUCAGGCUGAACAACGCACCGGUGCACGGCUAUGAGCAGGACGUGGGCUCCAAGACCACCAUGAGGCUUUUCUACCCCGAGUCAGCCCACUUCGACCCUCAGGUGGAGAACAACCCUGACACGCUGCUGGUGCUGGUGCCCUUCAAGCCCAUGGACUUCCAGUGGAUGGAGGCCAUUCUCAACGACAAGAAGAGGGUUCGUAAAGGGUUUUGGAAGCAGCCCCCACUGAUCUGGGAUGCCAACCCGGAGCAAGUGCGCAUCCUCAACCCCUACUACAUGGAAGUAACUGCUGCUAAACUGCUCAGCCUCCCCAUGAAGCAGCCACGGAAGGUCAAACAGAAACCAACCACGGGGCUGUUGGCCAUCACCUUGGCUCUCCACUUCUGCGACCUGGUGCACAUUGCAGGUUUUGGGUACCCUGACUCAGCCAACAAGAAGCAAACCAUCCACUACUAUGAGCAGAUCACGCUCAAAUCCAUGGCUGCCUCGGAGCACAACAUCUCACAUGAGGCGGUGGCCAUCAAGCGCAUGCUGGAACUGGGCCUGCUCAAGAACCUCACCUACUUCUGAGGGCACUGGGGCUACACAGAGACACGUCCCACCUCGUUGCCUGCGGUGGUGCUGGAGGAGCCGGUGUCACUGUGCCCAUCACGCUGCUGGUGGCAGUGGGGGGCCAUGCCGGCUUGCCGGCCCCAGGGGCGCAGGGAGCCCCUCAAUGGGGACUUUUCAUAUGGAAACACUGAAACUAGUGAGGACUUGGGAGAGAUUCUGGGGAGGAUGGAGGGGACCCCCCCCCCCAGCAGGUCUGGGGGUCACAGCAGGGUGCACUGGAGCCCCCCUCUUCCCCUGGAUGCUCUUGCAUUUGGGAUGAGGAGCCCAAGGAGGGGCUGAUGUGUGGGGGUCCUUGCGGAGUCCCAGCCUCCUCCCAGCUGGGCACCCCCAGUAUUUAAUUCCUCCCUUCUUCCCCCUCGUUUUUUUAUUUUCCUUUUACACGCUGGCCCAGCCCCAUGCCUUAGUGCUGGUGUGGGGGGCUCAGCCCUGCAGCACCCCUGGGUGGCCCAUGGGAGGGUGUGGGGGCAACACGGCAGUGCAGAUUAAUUUAAUUAAUUUAAAAGAUUAUUUAUCAUGGGGCCUCCCCCCUCUGUGGCCUCGUGCAGGGGGGGGCUCUUGGCUCCUGGGGUGCUGGGGGGGGCUCCCCCCUCCCCAAAGGUGCCUUUUUGUCCCACCAUGGGCGCCUUGCUCACACGGGAUCCUGCAUCCCCCAGGAUUUGGGGAAGGGGGGCCCUGGGACCCAUGGACCUUGGGGUGUUGGGGGGCUCCUGCUGGCACCCAAUAAAGGUCCUGGUGCGUCUGGC